Molecule: messenger RNA, 2358 nt
Organism: Hypanus sabinus (Atlantic stingray)
Lineage: Eukaryota; Metazoa; Chordata; Chondrichthyes; Myliobatiformes; Dasyatidae
Product: transmembrane 6 superfamily member 1-like
Exons: 10
Coding region: 497-1612 (371 amino acids)
Cellular component (GO): lysosomal membrane
Source: RefSeq, a predicted model, not a curated record
CGAUUCACUUGCCCUACGGCGGUCAUUACCCUUACAAUGCGUUCGGGAAGAGAAAAAAAAUGAUAAAGAGCAUAGAGGGGCGUGCAGAUCAGGAGUCGGUUACACUGGGCUGCCGCCGAGCAACUGUGUUGAGAGUGACAUCACAGUCACAGCCCCGCUCCGAUGUAAAGUCCCUCCGGACCGCUGAACUGGGACCGGCGCCAGCAGCUACCGUGCUCUCUGCAAGAAGCUCUCCCUCAACACGGAGCCCGGGCUUCCCGGACUUAUCCAUAUUAAUUGGCUACCUGCAAUUUUUCUUGUUCCGAAGGGAGGAGGAGAGUUAGUUACAUAUCUGUUUGGAGUGGGAGCAAGUUCUCCUUUGUGAUAACCUUGACAAAAAGGCAGGACGACAUAACGGAGUCUCAUAUAACGGAAUCGCAGUGAGCAGAGUUUAUAUAUAUAUAAAAAAAGGAACGACGCAGUUAAGAGGAAAGAUUUUCUAUUUUUUCUGCAGAACAUGACAGCUUCCUCUGCUACCAGGGUCUUUGUGUUAUCUCUUGUGUCAAUUCCGGUGACCUACCUCUUUAAUCUGUUGUCCUCCAGCAGCAGCAGCAGCCCAUGGACAAUCCUGAUUGUUGUAUUGUCGAUCUUGAUUUCUAUUGCUAUAAUGGCAUUUCUCCUGGUUAAAAAAAAGCCUCCAAGGGAUCCUUUGUUCUAUGUUUAUGCAGUAUUUGCAUUUACCAGUGUAGUGGAUCUUAUUAUUGGCCUCGAGCAGGAUGGUCUCAUCGAUGGAUUCAUAACCAUGUACCUGAAGGAGAGUGAACCUUAUCUGAGCACCGGCCAUGGUCACAUGAUUUGCUACUGGGAUGGUUCCGCACACUACUUGAUGUAUCUCUUGAUGGUGGCGGCAAUUGCCUGGGAGCAGAGUUACAGAACAAUUGGCUUAUACUGGGUUGGAUCGAUUCUGAUGAGUACUGUUGUAUUCUUAUCUGGAAACCUUGUUGGAAAAUACAGCACAAAAGUUGGCCCUGCCAGUCUCCUGAUUACUCCUUAUCUUCUUCUUCCAAUGUGGGCUGUCCUCCAAAUUUAUAACCAGCCUUUACAGAAUGAGUCUGCACCUAAGGCAAUUGAAAUUGUCCAAAAGAAGAAUUUGAUCCAGAGACCAUUUGAUCUGGUGUUGGCGAUUUUACUCGUUUUCAUUGCAUCCUUCAGUAUUUUCAGAGGACUGGUGGCCUUGGAUUGCCCUGCCGAGGUGUGCCGCCAAUACCUGCAGCAACAAGAGCCGUACCUGAGAGAUCCUGCAGCCUAUCCAAAGAUACAGAUGCUGGUGUACAUGUUUUACUCUGUCCCUUUCUGCAUUGGAACACUCUAUGGCCUUUUGGUUCCCGGAUGUUCCUGGCUCCCUGACUUGGCUGUACUUCAUGCUGGAGGCCUUGCGCAGGCACAGUUUUCACACAUUGGAGCAUCCCUUCAUUCCAGGACUCCUUACACAUACAGAGUACCAGAAGAUGCCUAUCUGUCCUUUCUAUUAAUAAAUGGACUGUAUGGUAUUCUGCCACAGUUACUUGCCUACAGAUGUAUCAACAGCCCAGAGUUUUUUCUAAAAAGGAAAAAGGACACAAAGACCAUGUAGACCCUGAUCGUAUGAAAUGAUUUAUUUUUAUGUCCAAAUAUGCAUAAUUGUUAAUUAAAUAGGUUUGCAUAUUUAAUAUUAGAGGAACAUUACUAGUAGAAAAUUGUAUUGGUGCCUUGUAAAUGAAGUUCAUUUUCUAUUUUGGUAUUAAUACUGUUUUAUUUUCCCAAGUGUACUGUUGAGUAAAAUUAAUAGAUUUGUGUAUUUAAGAAUUGUAAUCUAAGUGCCAAACACAAUGCACUUAUACUUUAGCCAAUGACUGCAACUGUGAAAUCUGCAUCAGUCACAUCAGUUUCGAUGCUUAUCCUGUGUAACGCAAUAAGUUACCAAGUUUGUCUGUGCAAUAAGAACCAGGAGGGGCUGUGAAUAUCAGUACAGCAGUCUGGUAUAAUUUUAGAUUGUGUACUUUCUGAAAAUGUGGCAAAACUAUUAAUAGUAACUUUUAACAGAGAGUUGCAGAGAGGUUUGAAAGGAGAGGGCUGUAGAAUAAUGCUGAAGAAGCAGAGCUUGCAUAGGGCUGUCAUUGAUAAGAUGGGCUGAAUUGUCUCAGUCUUAUGUGCUGAAAGCAGUGAAGGUAUCGAUAUUAGAAUAGAAUCAUAUUAUUGAUUGCAACAAAUCAUCUGCUUUGAAUAUAUUUGAAAUAUAUAUACAGUAGAUCCUGUAGUUCAUGCAGCCAAUGUUAAAAUGACUGUUUACGUAAGAUGACCAGUGUGGAUAAGAGUACAAUGUAAAACAUAAAUAAAUAA